Acanthamoeba castellanii str. Neff is the source of this 1992-nucleotide messenger RNA. RefSeq names its product elongation factor Tu GTP binding domain containing protein. The transcript is spliced from 18 exons. Bases 1 to 1992 code for a protein of 663 amino acids. Gene Ontology annotation, molecular function: GTPase activity; GTP binding; protein binding. The record is from RefSeq and is a predicted model, not a curated record. NCBI's taxonomy places the organism in Eukaryota, Discosea, Longamoebia, Acanthamoebidae.
AUGCGACGUGUGAGGUGCAGCCCACGCGUGCACAUCUUCUUGCCGCAGCGCUGCUUGUCCAGACCUACGCUACUAAAUUGUGAGUACAGCACAAAAUCGCGAUUUGUGAAGAAGAUGGAACCACGGUUUCUGUUCGACACGCACAGCCACGCGCAUGAUGACCUCGCCCACCUCGACGACAUCCCAGAGCUCGACGUGGACAAGGUCGCGCUCAUGGGCACCAGCCAGAACGAUUGGGGAGUGGUGGAGCGGCUGCACCGAGCAAAGCCGGACAAGGUGCUCGCGGCCUUCGGCGUCCACCCGUACUUCGCGCACAGGCUCGCGGAGGGCUGGCUGGAGGAGCUCCGGGAGAAGCUGGUGGCGAACCCGCGCGCCAUCCGAGUGCUCACGGCCGACAUGGUGGACACCAAGACCUCGGAAAAUGCGUUGCGGAUCGCGUUGGAGGCGCGCGAGAUGGGCAUCGACACCAUCACCGAGCUCGAGUACCAGGCCGGCACGUUCCAUCCUCCAAUCGAACGGGACGUGGAGAACAUUCACGCCAACCUGGACAAGGGCGACCGGCUCAUGAGGGGCAUAGAGUCGUUUGGCGGCUACCUAAAGAACAAGUUUUCGAGCGCAACACAAAUCCGCGGCACCGGAACGGCCAUCGAACGCAAGAUCGAGUGGCAGAAGAGGCGGCCAGAGAAAAUCGACAUCCCCGUCCUUCUCAAGCACAAAAAUGACCUCCUCACGCCCGCAACGCUGCGCAUCGAAACGGCGCAGUUCUCGGUGCUCAACGAGAGCAUGUCCAAGAUCCGCGGAAUGACGUGGCAGUACGAGGACGUCCUGGAGCUCGUCGUCCGGUCCCGACCCCUCCACCUGGACGUGCGGUUCGGCGCCAAGCUCCCGCGUUUCCGCCUCGUGUCGUCCUACAUCCAGCCCAUCGUCAACGAACUCUAUUUCCGCUGCACCGAGGUGUGGGUGCAUGUACUGUCGUAUGUGGACGUAGAGCGCGUGGUGAAUUGCAUGAGCUUCGUCUCGCCCGGCUUCUACGCGCUGGCCACCGAGCCUCAGCUCUGGCACCGCCUCGUUCGCCGCUACUUCCCCAGCGUCGUCAACCUCUACGAAGGGGACCCUGAUGGCUGGCGCAAGACCUUCAUCGCCCAAGCCAGCUCGAAGCGGCCUCGGUUCUGCCUGUUGGGCAAAGUGGACUGCGGCAAGUCGACCCUCAUUGGGCGCAUACUCGUGGGCCUGGGGGCUGCCACAGAGCAAGAGGUCCAGCGGAACAGUGAUGAAGCCAAUUUGGUGGGUGUGAGGACGUACAAGCUCAAGUACGCCUGGAUUUCCGACCGUCUCAAGUUGGAACGAGAGCGCGGAAUCACAAUCGACUGGCACACAAGAGAAUGCACUUUGAGUAGUGAUCGUGAGAUUGAAAUCGUGGAUCUGCCCGGUCACUGCGACUUCAUCAAGAACACUUCCAUCGGCGCAUCGAUGGCCGACGUGGCCAUACUUGUGGCGCCAGUUCACCAGUACCACAUCAACGCGGGACUAACAAACGGCCAAAUGCAUUGCCUCCUGCUGGAUUCACGUGACACUCGACUAGUGGUACCUCCGGAGCACCUGGUUCUGGCGAAGAGCGCCAACGUGUCCAAGGUGAUUGUUGCGGUCAACAGGAUGGAUGACCCCGCGGUCUUCCACAUGAGCCACUCUCACUUCGAAAUAAUCAAGGACUGUGUGAUGCAAAUGGCGGCAGGCGCGGGGUUCGAACCGGAGGACUUGGUAGUGCUGCCCAUCUCGGCGUGGUCCGGCGAAAACGUGGUCUACCCGCCUUCCUCGCUUCCCUGGUACGAGGGGCCGAUGCUGUUCGACGUCAUGGAGCAGGGCGAUGUGUUUGUGGAGCCCUACGCGCGCAAAGCUGCCCUGGGCACGGUGCUCGUGUCGGACAUGGGCCCUAUCACUGCCUAUGGGCGCAUCGAAUCCGUCUUUCGCCAUGGCCAGGGCACAACAUCGUAA